CGCCGGGGCGAGUCGCACGUGUUGUUUUCAUGGAAGUGUAGCCUCUCUUGGUUCAGACGGCGUGUGAUAUUUUUUUUGUAACAGCAACGUGCUAAACCUCGGCAACACCAAUGGGGAAGAAACUCAAAGUCGGAAAGACCCGAAAAGAUAAAUUUUACCACCUGGCCAAAGAAACAGGUUAUCGCUCUCGGUCCUCCUUCAAGCUGAUCCAGCUCAACCGUAAAUUUCAGUUUCUACAGAAAGCCAGAGCUCUGAUCGACCUGUGUGCUGCUCCUGGAGGAUGGUUGCAGGUGGCUUCAAAGUUUAUGCCCGUAUCAAGUCUCAUUAUUGGUGUUGACCUGGUGCCCAUCAAGCCAAUUCCAAAUGUAGUGGCACUGCAAGAAGACAUCACUACAGAAAAAUGUAAACAGGCUUUACGAAAAGAACUGCAGACUUGGAAGGUCGAUGUUGUGCUUAAUGAUGGAGCCCCAAAUGUGGGAGCCAAUUGGCAACACGAUGCCUUUUCUCAAGCUCAUUUGACUCUCAUGGCCCUGAAGUUAGCCUGUGAGUUUCUGAACAAAGGGGGCACCUUUGUCACAAAGGUCUUCCGCUCCAAAGACUAUCAGCCGCUACUGUGGAUCUUCCAGCAGUUCUUCAAGAAGGUGCAGGCCACAAAGCCGCAGGCCUCCAGGAACGAGUCUGCUGAGAUCUUUGUCAUCUGUCAGGGUUUUCUUGCCCCAGACAAAAUUGAUAGCAAGUUCUUUGACCCCAAGCAUGCCUUCAAAGAGGUGGAGGUGCAGGCAAAAACUGUGAGGGAACUGAUUCCUGUCAAGAAACCAAAGGCGGAGGGAUACACAGACGGUGAUCUGACACUCUAUCACAGCUUCACAGUGACAGCUUUUCUUAAAGCUGACAACCCUGUGGACUUCCUGGGCAAAGCCAGUGAGAUCACCUUUGACAACCCAGAGCUGGAGUCUCACCCGUCCACCAGCGCUGAGAUAAAGGAGUGUUGUAGUGACAUCAAAGUCCUGGGUCGCAAAGAGCUCCGUUUGCUGCUGAACUGGAGGAGAUUGCUGAGGAGAUUCUUGGCCAAAAAACUUAGGAUGGAAGCCAAACAGCUCGACCAGGAGAUAAACUUGAGUUCUGAUGAAGGAGAGGGCAAUUCAGAGGAAGAACCAGAAAAGAAGGCAGAGGGGGAGGAGAAAGAUGAAGAAGCUGAGGAGGAAGAAGAGAUGGAGAGAAAACUGGCAGAACUGAAAGCAGAGGAGGUGGCAGAGCUCAAACGGAAGAAGAGGAAGCUGCUAAAGGAACGGCGGAAACAGAGGGAGAGGGUGGAGCUAAAGAUGGACCUGCCGGGUGUCUCCAUUGCAGAUACAAAUGACUCAUCAAUGUUUUCUCUCGCCACCAUCAGGAAGCAACAGGCUCUGGUUGACAUAUCCAAGGGGGACAUGCAAGCAGCAGAUGCUCUCGUAGAAGGAGAUGAUGACCUUCACCUGUCGGAGGAGGACGAGGAGGAAGAUGAGGCAGAUAAAAUGUCAUUGGCUUCUGAUUUAGAUGAUGAGGAUUUGGAAGAAGUGGAGCAGAGACAGAAAGAGCUGGAGAAAAAAGAACCAAAGAAAAAAGUUAGGUUCGAUGAAGAGGAGGAGGAAGCAGAUGAAGGGCAGGAAAGUGGCUUGCUGGUAGAACUAGAGGGGAAGGAUGAGAAGAAAGAACGAGAGACCAACCUGUGGUUUAGCAAGGGCAUUUUCUCAGAGAUCAAUCUGGAAGGAGACGCAGAGAGCGAGCUACGACAAACCGAGUGGCUUCAGAACAAACAAAAUGACAAAGGCAAAAAGAGGAAAGCAGAAGAUGUGGAAGAGGAGCUAAAGGAGGAACGGGCUGCUCAGCCUAAGGAGGAAAAGGCGGGACCUUUACAGCAAGUUGAGGAAAGUGACAGUGACUCAGACGACAGCAGUGAUGAUGAGAAGGAGAUUACCAGGAUGAAGCAGGCCAGGGGGUCUGGUGGUUUGUCAGGAGAGGCUGAUGAAGAUGACUUUCAGGUAGUUCCUGUGGAGAGCACUAGUAAGAAGGCCAGGAUCCUGGAUGCAGAAGGCCUGGCACUGGGAGCUCAGAUUGCUACGUCUAAGAAGAGAGCAAGGCAUUUGAUAGAUGACUCCUUUCACAGGUUUGCUAGCUCUGAGGAGCAAUGGGAGGUACCCGAGUGGUUCCUGGACGAUGAACGGAAGCACAGGAAGAAGCCGGUGCCGGUCACUAAAGAGAUGGUGGAAGAGUAUAAACAAAAAUGGAAGGAGAUUGAUGCUCGUCCUAUCAAACGAGUCGCAGAGGCUAAGGCCAGGAAGAAGAGGAGGAUGCUAAAGAAGAUGGAGCAGGCUAAGAAGAAAGCAGAGGCAGUCGUCAACACAGUGGACAUCUCAGAGAGGGAGAAGAUGGCACAGCUGAAGAGUAUUUACAAGAAAGCCGGCUUGGGGAAGGAGAAGAGAGAAGUUACUUAUGUAGUGAGCAAAAAAGGAGCCGGGAAGAAGGUGAGACGGCCCGCUGGUGUCAAGGGUGCAUUCAAAGUAGUGGACAGUCGCAUGAAGAAAGACAUGCGGGGAAUGCAGAGGAAAGAACAAAACGCCAAAGGGGGCAAAGGAAAAGGUGGAAAAGGCAGAGGUGGAAAAGGCAAAGGGGGACAUAUGAAGGGUGGUAAAGGCAGAAAAGGAAAAUAAAUAUGAACCUGUAAUGUUCUCCCAUUCCCGCCUUUCUAAUGUUGAUCCCAUGGUGCAGAAAUGCUUUUACAGAGCUUUGUAAGCUGAGAUGCCUGUCGAAGUCCAAGUCCCUGCAUCAGGCACAGAUACAACAGUGAACUCAUGGAUGCUGAAUACUACUUUUUCUGGAGUCUCCCAAACUCAUGGACACUUCAGAAAUAUUCUAAGUGAAUUUUAAAACUGAUGGUCUGUAUACAUCUUUCUGGGGAUGUAGAUUAUCUGCCUUGAACUGUAAAAACGUAAGCAGUCAACAGCUGAAUAAAAUAAUCACAGCAAACCAGACUUAAAAUUGUUGUGAUAAAGGUUUUCUCUAUAAAUGUUGCUGUUAAUAUUGUAAAUAUAAUACACACA
Molecule: messenger RNA, 3077 nt
Organism: Cheilinus undulatus (humphead wrasse)
Lineage: Eukaryota; Metazoa; Chordata; Actinopteri; Labriformes; Labridae
Gene: ftsj3
Product: FtsJ RNA 2'-O-methyltransferase 3
Exons: 21
Coding region: 111-2687 (858 amino acids)
Biological process (GO): maturation of 5.8S rRNA from tricistronic rRNA transcript (SSU-rRNA, 5.8S rRNA, LSU-rRNA); maturation of LSU-rRNA from tricistronic rRNA transcript (SSU-rRNA, 5.8S rRNA, LSU-rRNA); rRNA methylation
Cellular component (GO): preribosome, large subunit precursor; nucleolus; nucleus
Molecular function (GO): rRNA (guanine) methyltransferase activity; rRNA (uridine-2'-O-ribose)-methyltransferase activity
Source: RefSeq, a predicted model, not a curated record